This is a messenger RNA of Eubalaena glacialis (North Atlantic right whale), 633 nucleotides long. RefSeq lists its product as uncharacterized. The record is from RefSeq and is a predicted model, not a curated record. Lineage: Eukaryota; Metazoa; Chordata; Mammalia; Artiodactyla; Balaenidae. The transcript is spliced from 5 exons. The coding region runs from base 1 to 633 and encodes 210 amino acids.
AUGAGGAGUGACAUUCCCCAAGCAGACCAGGCCACCCCUGCCUCCCCGCACCUGGGCCCGCCUGCCUACCCUCACCCAGGCCGCCCAGCACUGACCGCCCACGUGCCCACGAGGGGCCUUCCCCUUCCAGCCUGGGAAAGCACGGGAGGGCAGAAGGGACCAAGGGCAGCUGCGUCCCCGGUUCUGCUCCACUCCUGCAGGGGCUGCCCCACAGGUGACCUUGUGAAGACACACGAGGCCCAGGAGCAGCACGGGCUGGCUUGCCAGGGGGCUCAGGAGGAAUCCCAACCCUGGGGCCAGCCACCCACUCCUCCAUUCGGGCGGACAAGCUCCUCACGCACCUGGCCACCUGCGCUGGAGGGUCUGAGAAGAGCCCAACUGCCAUCACCGCUGCUUCCGUUCCAGCGCCUGAAGGGCGAGCGAAGCCUGUCACAUCGGCCCCCUGGCCGGGAUGCCCCUUGUCAGAGCAUCCAGACCCGCCACAUGGCAAUGGAGCUGGUCGCCCAACUGCAGCACAGCCGAGCGCCUCACCACCCCUCUGCCCAAGGAGCACGCUCUCCACACCAAGGCUGCACAGUGGAAGAGGCAGGGCGGCUACAGGGUCAAGCCCACUGGCAGAGCCUGGGCCUCUGA